Molecule: messenger RNA, 401 nt
Organism: Caenorhabditis sp. 36 PRJEB53466
Lineage: Eukaryota; Metazoa; Nematoda; Chromadorea; Rhabditida; Rhabditidae
Source: the annotation of a GenBank genome assembly
AUGCAAAGGGUUUCCGUGAAAGUGUUAUUUUUCGGAGAAGCGCAUCAGUUGGCCGGCAAGCGGGAGGAAUACGUGAGCAUCGGAAGACGUUCCGAAAUUUGUCAGAAGACAGUUUCAGAUUGAAUUUCCAGUCGAGACCAAUUACGAAGAAGUGAGGGCGACUGUUCUGGAAGUGAGUGAAAAACGGUGGAAAUUUGGCAUUUUUUAGGGUUUCCAGAAGUUUCCCACGUUGACGAAAAUUGAAAAAGUGAUGAUGUUGGCAGUGGAUCAAGAGUGAGUUUUCUUUUUCAAUUUUCCAGAAUCAGAAUCCGUUUUUGUUCAGAUACGCCAAUCCAGAAGACCCGAUUCAGCUGGAACGAUUCUCCGAAAUCGCCGUGAUUCCGCCGUUGUCGGGCGGAUAA